AUGGCCACGUUGGACCUGCAAAAAAGAAUUCAUGAGGAUUUGGGGCGACAGGGCACUGCUCUUCAGGAUCCAACUGAUUCCAUUGGUCAUGCCCUUCGUGCUGACUGGCAAGGGAAGUUCGAACAGAGUGAGCGGAAGUUGGUGCACUUGGAGGGAAAGAUUUGUAGUGAGACAGUGUCCCUUCAAUCAACGAGACCCAUGGACUUCUCUGAGCUCCAAAAACUGAAGAUGGACAAAUGGACAAACGAGAUGUUGAAUCUCCAUGUCAUCAAGGACCAGCUCCUUCACAAACUACGUGCCCGGAAAGCUGAGUUGAGCGUCCUGGACCAAACCCAUGCUGCUUGGGCUUUGGACCAGAGCAUGAAAGCCCAUGUCAAGAAGGCAGUAAAUAGACAUUCAAGUGGCAUUGAGUCCACGCUGUCGAAGUACAAUGAUAAGCUGAAAGAACUUGGUGCACUCCGGGCACUUGAUCCAACCCGUCACCAUGUUUAUUUACCGCCAAUCAUCCUACGCAGCGACUUGUACAAGCUUGAUAUCGACCAGGGCAUUUGGGAAGAUUGUGAUUGGUCCCAAUUUCCUGAUGGUACUCUUCCUUGUUGGCUCACCAAUGCGAAGGUGAAGGAGCAAAUUCGUUUCACACAGCAAUUACACAACAGCCGCCAGGAGCUCAGGAGGUGCAAGGCUGAGCAUGCCAACCUUCGCCAGUGGUUCACUCAAGAAUACCACUCGUAUGAAGCCCUCUACAAACAUACUGAGCACCGCGACAAACCCAUGGCAUUCUAUGCAUACGAGAAGCUGUUAUUUCUCCAGCAGAUUCUUGACCGAUGGUGCAGUGCAACCAAAAAUGUUCCGAUUGCUGACGAUGCUUCUGAAUGGCUGUCCCCUGCACCCCUUCAACCGUUCCAACAUGGCCAGCUAAACAGGGAUGGAUAA
This is a messenger RNA of Cantharellus anzutake, 933 nucleotides long. RefSeq lists its product as uncharacterized. The record is from RefSeq and is a predicted model, not a curated record. Bases 1 to 933 code for a protein of 310 amino acids. NCBI's taxonomy places the organism in Eukaryota, Fungi, Basidiomycota, Agaricomycetes, Cantharellales, Hydnaceae. The transcript is spliced from 2 exons.